AUGCUUGUCACUCAGACCAAUACUCCCUUAUUAUCCUUUUAUCCAGAAUGGAAACAAUGGAAAUCCGUCCUUUGCAAAGACCUGAUUGGCAAACGAUUGCAGGACUUGCGCACGCCCCAACUGGUCAUUGAUCGCACCAUUCUUCAACGCAACUGCGAACGCUUAAACUUCCUCACCGACAAGUACGGUAUCAAAGUACGCGUCCACAUAAAGUCUCAUAAGACCAUUGAGGCUACGGAACUCCAGUUGCAAGGUGCCCGUACCGACGCCAUUGUCGUGUCAACACUUGCGGAAGCGUAUGCUGUCAUGGCGUCAUCGCUUAUUCUGUUAGGGUUCCCUAUCAGUGCGGACAAGUUUUCAGAGGUCUUUUUUUUAUCCGAAAAAGUGCCGGCUUUCCAGAUAUUUAUUGCCCUGGACAAGUACCAUCAUUCUGUGUAUGGAGCCAAUGAUACAGCUCACCGUAUUCGUGUCUUUUUAAAAGUGGACUGUGGUUAUCAUCGUGCAGGUACAGCACUGGAAGACCCUAAAACAGUGGAGCUGGCCAAACGUUUAGGUUCGUCAUCGUAUAUUGUGCUAAGCGGCCUAUACACGCACGCGGGUCAUUCGUAUAAUUCACGGAGCGCGGAAGAGGCACUUGAGUACCUCCAAAAAGAGUGUGACAUGGCACGUGCAUUCCGUGAUCUGUUCCGUAAACAUGGCGUGAACAUCGACUACCUUUCGAUUGGUGCUACUCCGACCGUGCAGGCGAUUUUCAUGCAGCAUCAACACAACAACAAGGACAAUGUGAAACAUAUUUUGGACGGAAUCAGCGAGGUGCAUGCCGGUGCUUACACGUUAUUGGACCGACAACAAGUGGCGACGGAACUUUGUUCGUUCGACGAUGUGGCGGUCUCUGUGGCCUGUCGAGUGGUCAGUGUGUAUCCCGACAGGGGAAGUGUUUUGAUCGAUGGAGGCGCUUUGGCCUUCUCCAAGGAUACUGCUCCUCAAGGAGGAUUUGGGGCGAUCCUUGAUAAAACAAGUGGAAAGCAAUGGACGUUGACCAAGAUUUCCCAAGAACAUGGCGUUAUUACCGAUUUGGAUACUGCGGCAUUGCAGCAUCCGUUGUUUACCUGUGGCCAGUUGAUCCGCGUUAUUCCUAACCAUUGUUGUCUUGCCACCGCAUGUCAUCGGUUCUACCUUGUGACCGAGAAUGGCGGUGACACCGUCGUUGAUGUAUGGGUGCCAAUCUCAGGCUGGUAG
Messenger RNA from Radiomyces spectabilis, 1239 nucleotides. RefSeq lists its product as uncharacterized. The coding region runs from base 1 to 1239 and encodes 412 amino acids. The transcript has 5 exons. Lineage: Eukaryota; Fungi; Mucoromycota; Mucoromycetes; Mucorales; Radiomycetaceae. Gene Ontology annotation, biological process: D-serine catabolic process. The record is from RefSeq and is a predicted model, not a curated record. Gene Ontology annotation, molecular function: D-serine ammonia-lyase activity.